UCAAGAUGAAUGUGUUACACUUAACAGAACCAUCUAUGUAACCGCUAAUUUGCACACAUUAUGUAGUGUUAGCGACAAUCGGCAAAUUCUCUGAUGUACUGUUUGCUGUUCAGUUCAUCAUCAGCAUCUACUGACUGUCUCAUAUACUUUUAGUUUCUAAGGCAGUACCUGUACAAAUGAAAUGCUCAAGCCUAUUCAGCACCACCUAACGUUCAGAUUAGACACGGUAAUAGUAGCUUCAUAGCCAGUGGCUAAUCAAAGAUAUAUAAAAUGCCAGUAUGUUAAAAUUGUAUGAAAUCAAUUAACAAGAAAGUUGAAAAAGGUUUAACGAUAAACCUACGUGUCAACAAUGCUCAAUAGAUGGCGCCACUGCUUUCUUCUCUUUCAUAUAUACAAUACAAUCGCUGAUUGAUUGAAGAGAAAUCAGCUGAUUUAUUAAUCGUCACAAAUAUUCAUCGCAAUGUUGGAAUUGAAAAAAAAAAUUGUUCCUAGAACUCAUCGUUCCAGCGAGCGGGUAUUUCUGCGGAUGGAUAAUUACACAGGGUUAGGCUGAAAACUGGGCCCGACUGUAUAUCAGAUUUGUUAAUUUUGACAGUUUGGAAGGUUCAUGCCUUGACAGUUCGAUCUCGCCGGCCUUCGUCCUAAAUUAAAACAUUAUUUGGACCAAUCGUAGUCGCUUAUAUAUUGGUAUGUUUGGCAGUUAGCGCUGUUGAUCCGUCAACAAAACUGCAACUUUGUUUAUCUCCUUUACAGUACUACAGAAAGCCUUUCUUUUAGAAUGAACAUUGGAGUAGUUUUACCUGUAGCGGACCUGUUCGACAUUAAAUCAAGCUGUAAGCUCAUUUUGACGUAUCUAUUUCUUUGCUAGGGCUAGACCUUUGAUGUGAUAAGAGUGAUAUAGCUCCUUCUUUUAGAAUGCCUUCAGGGAUAUAACAAAGAAGGUAUCAAAUGUCGACUCUGGACACGAGCAUGCGAAAACCAUACUAAUCUCUUCUCUUCGUAUCUUCGAGCAGAAUGGCAAUGACCUUUAAAGACAUUUUCGAAUAUGACUGCAACUGGCCUCCAAAAAGCACAAACCGAACAUGGGCAAUGUUCACUCAAAAAGAAGAUAAAUUAAUUUUAGAGUAUUUGCUGAAAACCCACCAGUUCACCAGGUUAGGUGGCAACGAAGUAUGGAAAAAGUUGGCCACUUCUCGAAAGUUUAAUCCAGGCCAGCGCACAUUCCAUUCUUUGCGGGAAAGAUACCGAAAAUACCUAAUUUCGCAUCUCGGUCGAUACCUGAAACCCAGACAACAGGAACUUCUGCUUGGUAAACUGCCAGGCUCGCUGAGCAUGCCCAGUAAGAUGACAUCAAAAAAAGAGGCUGUAGAGGAGCAGGGAUGCGCAAAGCUGUACUUAAACAACGAAUCUGAAUAUUCGGCUUGUGACUCAGUUGACAGCCAGACGUCAAAAAAAAAUGUCGACCCGGAAAACAACGGGCACCAGAGUGUUGGACAAAGCAUCAUGUCAUGGGGUCCCUCAACCCGUGCCGUCAAUAUUAGGAACGCAUUGCGGGAACGCGCCGAUUUAGUGUCAAAGUUAAGCACAAAAGGCGCCAUUGUUUCAACAAGUACUCCAGCGGCUUUUAUCACAACUGAGCACAGAAUCGUUAAGGCUAACCUUUUAGCUGAGAAUUUCCAAACCAGUUCGGACGACGCUAUUCAAAAUCCAAAUGCGAAGAUUGAGGAACUACUGGAACAGAAGGACACCAAAAUGGAAAUGAAGCAAUUUCAUAUGGAAUCGUCGACACCGUUAUUACCACUAAAAGCUCCACGAGAGCUACAAUGCGAUGAAGGACCGCAUGAUCUGAAGUUGGAAAUUUACGAUGCAAAACAGGUGGAACCCGACGCGAACCACAUAUUGAAUUUAAAAAUCCGUAAUGAGCUAAGAUUUAGCUUCAAGUUUGCCCAAGCUGCUGGCAAUUCAUCAGAAAUGACUACACCUGCCGUUCUUCUAAGUCACGUACAACAUGAACUUCAAAACGUUCUUCUGGGUCACGCACAACCUGAGCUUCCAGAUGUUCUCCCAGGUCACGUUAGAUCGUUCGAAGAACAGUUGUUGAUCAGGCACUGCAAAAAAGACGAUUGCGUGGGACUGGAAGCAUACCUGGAUUGCUGGGUGGACCUACAGAGGGUUUUGGCCAAGGCCGAAAGACACGACGGACAGUGGUGCCAGUCAUUCUACGCACGUCUGCUAAUGGCUCGUGUGAAUGAUUUGCUUGUGGUGCCGAUGUGUACGCGAAAAUCGAUUUGUUCCACCCUCGACAUUACUCCUGAUCAGUUGUACAGCUUCUUCAAAGAAGGUCAAACAUCGGAGCAAAAGGAGGCGUUCCGACAACUUCUUGAAACCACUCAUAAUCUACGAGCAGUCAUCUAGUCAGCGGAUGUGGCACAGAUGCUGCUGCUUGCCAAACGACGCUUACUCAGCUUACGUACAAGAACGCAGGAUAGCAUCGUGUAUUGUUAAAAAUCGGUUACUGCCAAAGAAAAACACCGUGAAUUAUAAAACGAUAAAAAUAUAGCCCUACGAGUAGUAGUAUUAUUUCCUAACACAAUGAUGUUUAAGUGAAAGGUUUCCGAAGCCCAUACGUACUACGCUGUAAGCACAUGCGCGUAGAAGAGCAAAGUCACACAGAACUUAUUUUUGUGUAAUUCGUAUUGUUCAUUAUCAAGUUGACACUUAUUUUAUUCUAUUAGAUGCAGCAAUGAUAAGAUCUGCCAGUGACUGAUGAAUAUCUUUUAAAGUUCUCGAAGUUAAAUUCUAAACAAAUUCGAAAGAAACAGUGGGACCUGAUGACCCCAUGAGCUCGAGCGAAUUAUUUUGUCCUUUUAAAUAAAGUGCUACAUAAGGCGACUAAGUGGUUUGUGAAUAAACUGACUGAUUUGAAUGAGA
Varroa destructor (honeybee mite) is the source of this 2931-nucleotide messenger RNA. RefSeq lists its product as uncharacterized. Gene Ontology annotation, cellular component: shelterin complex. Gene Ontology annotation, molecular function: telomeric repeat DNA binding. The record is from RefSeq and is a predicted model, not a curated record. Lineage: Eukaryota; Metazoa; Arthropoda; Arachnida; Mesostigmata; Varroidae. Gene Ontology annotation, biological process: telomere maintenance via telomere lengthening; protection from non-homologous end joining at telomere.